GCCAGCGGUGCACGGUUGUCCGACGUAGAGAUAAAUACAGACUCGAAUUAGGGAAAAAAAAAAUAAAAAUCAAUUAAAAGGGACUGGACAGCGUCGGUGCUGCAUGUAUUGUUACGGUUAUUGUUUCUUGUGACAUGGCGCACUUUUAUCAGGCUAGCACAGUGUGAUGUGGCACAGUCGCGUACAGCUAGUCAACCGCCAACGGCAGUGGCCUUCUCUCAACGCUGUACUCUGAUCUCCACUUCAUAUAAAUAUACCGGAGGCGGCGGCGAAGCGAUGCGCGCGAAGUGUGUGCACACAGCCGGGAGUGACGCGCACGAACCGGAGAAGUGUUCUGCUCGUGCCAGCUAACAGAUGGGCGCCGCCGGACAGUGUUGACAUGGUGCUCGAGCUGAACCGGAGUUCUCAGCUAGUCUGCUGCUCGUACUGUUAGUGUUACUAUUUUUACUCGGAACGCUGGAUACAGGAUAGGCACUAGAGUAGAGAAGUAGAGUAGAGUCACAGACUAGUAUCCACAGUCGUCUGUCAGUGUUAAAUUUGCGGGAUAAAUUGUUGAUAUUUCGUCUGUAUUUAUGCGAGUCGUUAGAGAGUGUUUGUUUCCGUCGUCCGCCCAGGAUCCCCGCAGUGGAUGUUUAUGGGUAAAUCUUGGAUAUCUGGCAGUGCUGGUGAUGCGUCUAUGUGAGAUGUGUCACAAAUGUUAAUGGGUGUUUUAGUGACAAGCUCCAGGGUCGUUGGUCUGCAUGAACGUGGCGCGCCGGUGGGGAAGGAAAGGAAGGCGCACCGUGCGGGGAGCCGGGAGUGAGAGGACACUGACUGACGGGAACACGGCCAAGUGUGAGCGUAACGCGCUUUUAUCAGCGAUAAGACACUGACUUCGAGCCGGAUUUGCGAGACAUAAGAAUCUUAAGAUGGUGGGCUUCGGCGCCAACCGGAGGGGUGGUCGCCUCCCGUCCUUCGUCCUCGUCGCCCUUAUGGUGGUCAUCCUCGUGCUGUCCUUCAACUACUGGGCCGUGACCAACAAGCACGGCCGCCUGCUCGACGAGCUCGCCGAGGCGCACACGCAGGUGAAGCGCACGGACGCGGCGCGCAGCCGCCUGGAGAAACGUAACUCGGAGCUUAUGGCGCAAGUGGACACGCACCGCAGGCAGGUGGACCAGCGCGAGAGCGACGUGAACGCGCUGGAGGCCAAGCUGCAGGGCCGCGACGCGCAGAUCCGAAAGUGUGCCGACGACAAGAACAAGUUGCAGAGAGAUGGUGAAAUCCAGUCAGCAGAGAUGCAGAAGCUGCGAGAACAGUUGACAGAUUUGCAGCAGGAGUUGAAGAAGCAAGAGGAUCAGCUGCAUGAAAUGAGAAAGAAUAGCACACAGUUGGAGAAGAAGCUGGAGUAUGAGAGCUUGCAGUGUGGCCGCCAGAUUGCCCAGCUAAAAGAUGAGUAUGAGGAGCAGAUGAGAAAACUGGAAGAAGAGGCUACAAAACUGCAACAGAGCAUGCUGCAGACCCAUGGGAUGGUGGGGAAGCUUCCAAACCAAGAAGAUGGAGAUACGGCGGGAGACCGACACACAGAAGCGACACAACACCACGACAACUUGGAGCUCAAAGGAGACUUGGGCAAACCUGGCAGUGAUGCUGGUAUGCCUGGCAUUGAGGACAGCGAAAUAGGGAAAGUGGACAAUAUUGAAUAUGGCAUGAAAAAGCCAGGUAUAACACAGAAUCACAUCCAGGGGGCAGAUGCAGGAGCUGGGGCAGGAGAGGCUGCCAUACAGCCUCUGUCGCUGGAUCACCAUGACCUCCAGGGAAACAAAGAGCUGAAGAUGGAAGCCCAGCUGGCCCAGGAGCACCACAGCCUAGGAGGCAAUGAAAAUGGAAAUAUGGGCACCAGCUUGGGUCAUGUGCCAUCUCAACGGCAGCAGCCCCUUCAGGCCAUGGCAGAUAGGCCAGUUCUCUUUGAUGAGGAUAACAAGGCUGUCCAUGCUGAUGAGCUGGGCGAGCACAGAGGGCAGCUAAGAGCUCCUGACAGUGGCAAGGCUGAGGGCCACGAGCUGAGAGGUGUGGUUCUGGCUGCACCCCCCAACCCAGCCCAGGUCCUGCCCAACCCUAUUGACUCUCAGCUUGGCGGAGAGCCCCAGCCUGCAGAACCUCUCCGACACCGUCAGAGCCGGUUCUUUGAUGAGAAUGAGUCCCCCGUAGAUCCGCAGCAUGGUUCUAAACUGGCGGAUUACAACGGGGAUGAUGGAAAUGUGGGUGAAUACGAGGCUGACAAACAGGCCGAGCUGGCCUAUAAUGAGGAAGAGGAUGGUGAUGGUGGGGAAGAAGAUGUCCAAGAUGAUGAAGAUCGGGAACUUCAGGGAGACCGUGCUGUGGAUUAUGGGAAGCGACACCAAGUCCCAGACAUCUUAUAAACCCUAAAAGGAUCCUCUUUUCUUGCGUGGAAAUUCCUGUGUAAUUUGAGAAGGGGAAAAAUGCACAGAACUAAAGUUGCUCUUUAAGUGGUUCUUACAUUACACUGUGGGGUAGGAAUUAAAUGUGGUGAAUAACCCCUCACUUUCACCUGCUUUCAAUUAAAAUUAUUGGUAGUUCUAAAGCUACUGGAUUUAUUGCAAAUUACUCAGUUGAAUGCUUGUAUCUGUCCUUAAUUUUGUACAGUUUAGGACAUGCAGCACACAUACCUUGUGGAAUUAUGUUUCUCAAAGGUGUUAGAAUGUAAUUAUUUGCAAAAUGAAGGUUAUGUGUAAAUGCAAAUGGUGCUUUCAAGCAGCUAAUGAAGGCUUUGUACUUGUGAGAGUCGAUAAAGCCAAUGAUGGACUACCCUUUUGCAGUAUGCUGGACUUGUGAGCACUCAGUUUAAUACUCAGCUUGGGACAGUCACUGUCAGCCCCCACUGGAUACAAAUCUGCUGGCUACAGAGAAUGUCAGUACUUAGCAAGCACCUGGAUUUCCCUGGAAUGCAAGUGUUUUUUCAGACAUUUUGGACUCUUUCCCCAUCUUUCUUCUGAUGAAAUUUUGCUGACUAAAGAAACAAACUGUGUUUUCUCUUCUUUACAAUGUAUAAAGACUGAAUGGGCAAAGUGACCUGGCCUUCAUUUCUGUCUGUGGAAACUUUCUACUACUGAUUGCACAGGAGGAGGCUCAUUUUCUGGUGUACAGAUCACUAAAGCCAAGAACUCUUCUCAUUAUGUAAAUGUUUUCUUGUUUUUGCUCUUUUUUUUUAAUUAUUUUUUAACCUGAGUAACUCUCCUUGGGGCACAUUGCAUCUAGCAGUGUUCUUGCUGCAUGCAUUGAAAUUAUGAACUUUGUUAUCCAAACCGUGAAAUAACACAAUGAUGCAGCAUUAUCUUGUCCAACUUGUAGAUAGAUAUCCUUUUAAGGAAGACCAGCUCAUUGCACCUCUGGCUCUAACAACUGUGCUUACAGUAUGUAUAGUUAUGAUUUUAAUGUACAUAGUGGAAGAAUUUCUUUCAAUUUGAUAUAUGUUGAGCAGUAUUCUUCCUUGGUUCUUUGGCAAUGGACUUACAGUAAAUUUUAAAACUAGUUAACUGGGAAGGUGGUCAGAAAAUUGAAUGUAACCAAGUGUGGAUGACUUGUUUUCAGAUGGAUCAAAUGUCAAGGUGAAGAGGUGGGGUGGGGGACUAAUACUGUGUUAUUUCUAACAUUAAUGCACAUUACUGAAACCAAACAACCAAUUCCUGUACUUUUUACAUUCACAUUUCUGUGGGUGAAAGGAUGAAAAGAGCUGUAGAGUUCUUGUCAUAAUAAUAAAGAAGGAUGUGAAUGAUCUGCUCUAGUUUGAUUCUCAGUGUUGAUAAAGUUACCUGUUCAUACAGCAAAGCAGUAAAUUGACUUCCCUUGAUUGUUGGUCAUAUAAGCAUAAUAAUGACAUUGUUGCGGUACAAGCCCUGAAUGCAGUGUAAUCCUAAUUUAUUAAAGGAGGGAAUCCAGUCCAUUUCCAAGUUGUCAUUGUGUGAUUUGUAGUCUUGA
Messenger RNA from Scleropages formosus (Asian bonytongue), 3975 nucleotides. RefSeq names its product golgi membrane protein 2 (gene golm2). The record is from RefSeq and is a predicted model, not a curated record. The coding region runs from base 909 to 2399 and encodes 496 amino acids. NCBI's taxonomy places the organism in Eukaryota, Metazoa, Chordata, Actinopteri, Osteoglossiformes, Osteoglossidae. The transcript is spliced from 10 exons.